Penicillium oxalicum is the source of this 966-nucleotide messenger RNA. It is a transcript of the gene abnA, whose product is annotated as putative extracellular endo-1,5-alpha-L-arabinase. The transcript has 4 exons. NCBI's taxonomy places the organism in Eukaryota, Fungi, Ascomycota, Eurotiomycetes, Eurotiales, Aspergillaceae. Gene Ontology annotation, molecular function: arabinan endo-1,5-alpha-L-arabinosidase activity. Gene Ontology annotation, biological process: carbohydrate metabolic process. The record is from RefSeq and is a predicted model, not a curated record. Bases 1 to 966 code for a protein of 321 amino acids.
AUGGCGCCAAGCACAGUCAUCGCGUCCCUGUCGCUCCUUGCCACUCUAGUGCAAGGAUAUGCCAAUCCAGGAAGCUGCACAGGGGCUUGUAUCGUCCACGACCCGACCGUGAUUCAGAGAAACUCGGACGGCAAAUAUUUUCGUUUCUCGACUGGAAACAAAAUCUCGUAUGCCAGCUCGUCGUCGAUCAAUGGCCCUUGGACCAAUCUAGGAUCGAUGCUGCCGGCCGGUUCCUCGAUCAAUCUUGCCGGCAACAAAGAUCUUUGGGCUCCUGACGCACAUUUUAUCAAUGGUGCUUACCAUGUCUACUAUUCAGUGUCGACAUUUGGAUCGCAGAAUUCAGCAAUUGGUCUCGCAAAAUCGGUGACAAUGGAGCCUGGCUCCCGGGUUGACCUCGGUAGCACAGGGAUCUCUUCGUCUGCGUCUAAAAAUUACAAUGCCAUCGACGCAAACCUGAUAAAUGCAGGUGGAGCUUACUACAUGAACUUUGGCUCUUUCUGGAGCGAUAUCUUCCAGGCACCAUUGGAUUCAUCCGCAACCAAAGUGGCCUCUUCUUCCCACAAUAUUGCAUUCAAACCGGCCGGAACGCACGCGGUGGAAGGAGCCUACAUGUACCAACACGGUAAUUUCUACUACCUGUUCUACUCCAUGGGCAUCUGCUGCAACUACGACAAAUCCAGACCACCGGCGGGCGCGGAGUAUAAAAUCAUGGUCUGUCGAUCAACCUCGCCAACUGGCGGCUUUGUGGAUAAGAACGGCGUGGCCUGCACCAACGGCGGUGGCAGUGUUGUUUUGGAAAGCCACGGACAUGUUUACGGUCCAGGUGGACAGGGAAUCUUUACUGAUUCUAGCCUCGGACCUGUUCUUUACUAUCACUAUGUCGAUACUACGGUUGGAUUUGCGGAUGGCCAGAAGCGGUUCGGCUGGAACAAGAUUGAUUUCUCUUCGGGGUGGCCAGUGGUUUGA